This is a messenger RNA of Scutellospora calospora, 150 nucleotides long. The record is from the annotation of a GenBank genome assembly. NCBI's taxonomy places the organism in Eukaryota, Fungi, Glomeromycota, Glomeromycetes, Diversisporales, Gigasporaceae.
CAAACUAUGAUAAUAUUUCUUUAUUAAAUCCAGUUAAUAUUGAUGCAGAAAAUCUUUGUAAAUAUUUAUCUCAAAAAUAUAGUUCACUUUUUGAUAUUAGUUAUAAUAAUUCAAAAUUACAAUGGGCAUCUUAUUCAUCUUUAGAAUUAA